Brachypodium distachyon (stiff brome) is the source of this 926-nucleotide messenger RNA. RefSeq lists its product as uncharacterized. The record is from RefSeq and is a predicted model, not a curated record. Bases 127 to 717 code for a protein of 196 amino acids. Gene Ontology annotation, cellular component: mitochondrion. Lineage: Eukaryota; Viridiplantae; Streptophyta; Magnoliopsida; Poales; Poaceae. The transcript has 3 exons.
CCGCCAGCGGCCAGCCGGCCCCGGUUCCUAUCUUUUCCGCCUGCCUCCUUGUCCCCACCUCUUCCCCGGUCGUCCACGCUCUGCUUGCUGCCCUUCCCACUCCAUCCAAUCAUCUGCGCUCCGUCCAUGGCCGCGGCAUCAGCUCUCCUCCUUGCCAACCUCUCCGCGCCCACGGGCACGGCCAGGUACCGCCACCGGUUGCUGCAGCCCAGGAGGCAGCCGCCGCAUCAGCUCCUCGCCUCUCGGCCUCUCCCUCUCCGGCAGCCGCUCCGCCCCCUCUCCGCCGUCCAAGACACCAAGGAGGAGACUGCCAAGACGGCCGAGGAGAUCACCGAGAAGUACGGCCUGGAGGUCGGCCUCUGGAAAAUAUUCAGCUCCAAGGAGGAGGAGGAAGGGGAAGGGGGGAAGACGAAGUCGAGGACCGACCAAGCCAAGGAACUCCUGGCCAAGUACGGCGGCGCGUACCUGGCCACCUCCAUCACGCUCUCCCUCAUCUCCUUCACCGCCUGCUACCUCCUCAUCAACGCCGGCGUCGACGUCCAGCAGCUGCUCACCAAGGUUGGUAUCGUCACGGACGAGACCGGGGGGAAGGUCGGGACGUUCGCGCUGGCCUACGCAGCGCACAAGGCGGCAUCUCCGAUCAGGUUCCCGCCCACGGUGGCGCUGACGCCGGUCGUGGCCAACUGGAUAGGGAAGAUCAGGAAGGGGGGCGACUGAUGCACCGGUGAAGUACAGGCACUUCCAUCGAUGUGCUCUUGCUCUGGUUUUGGCUUGUGUACUUAAUUAGUGUAAAUCUUCUACGUGUAGAUGGUAUAAUAGUGUAAAUCUGGCUAACUAUGGUUUUGGCUACUUGUAAGUUUGCUGCCGCUCUUUCAAAAUGGCACGGAAUAAUUAGUAAAUGCAAUGUCUCAGAGGUUAAUAGUGCA